Messenger RNA from Lactuca virosa, 951 nucleotides. Lineage: Eukaryota; Viridiplantae; Streptophyta; Magnoliopsida; Asterales; Asteraceae. The record is from the annotation of a GenBank genome assembly.
UCUCUCUCAAGGGCACACGCGGAAGUACGUUCACUGUGACACAACAAAGCACCGAAGCUUCAGAAAAUGAUGGAUGAGCAGCCAAAACGGAGCUCUCCAAAACAAUCUGAAAAUGGAGAAAAAGGGAAUUGUGUGUUCAGCCCUGGAUUUAGAUCUGUAGCAGCCAUGGCUGGUUGGGACGAAGAAGCAUUGUUAAUGGCGUCGCUUGUCGUUGAAGAUACGCCGGAUCGUGAUGCUAAACAGAAGAGACGCUCAGAUCCGCUGUUCAAAACUCCACCUACUAAUUCUAGAAGAAAACGCAGAGAUCAGAGGAAGAGUCCUGUUUCGUUACCUGUGGCUGUUCUUGAUCUAGACGAAGAAGAAGUUUCUAGAGAAGAAAUCGUAGAAGAGAAGAAAGAACAGAAGAUUCUUGUGGAUAUUAACAGUAAAAAGGAUGAGAAAUCAAAUGAAUCGACGUCAGAAAGCUCUUCCAUUGCAUGCAUUGACCGACUUCGUGAAGAACUCUCUUGUGCAAUUUGUUUAGAAAUAUGCUUCGAACCAAGCACCACUUCUUGUGGGCACAGUUUCUGCAAGAAAUGUCUGAGAUCUGCUGCUGAUAAAUGCGGAAAAAAAUGCCCAAAAUGCAGACAGCUUAUAAGCAAUGGAAGAUCGUGCACCAUCAAUACAGUCCUAUGGAACACCAUACAGCCAAUACCGGAUGGAGCAGCCGGAGAUAAUAGCGUGAGCAGGAGGAGGAGGAGGCGGGAGGUGGUGGUGGUGGCACCACCGGAGCAAGAUGAGGAUGCGGCUUUGGCAUUGAGAUUGCAGAGAGAGGAGUUCAUGGGUGCGUUUGGAGGGUCUGAACAACAAGGGAGAAGAAACUCGGUUGCAACUGCUACAGUGAAUCUGAGGGCAAUGGCAUCAAGAGCUGUUGGUAUUCGCAACCAUCGUGGUGGUGGUGGUGGUCGUUAA